AUGCCCAUCCUGGAAAAAGUUUCACAAAAGACAACUGCAAAAACUGCCAGCGGUGAGGAGGAGCCUGGGCUGCCCAAAUUGCCAGUGCCUCCCCUGCAGCAAACAUUGGCCACCUACCUGCAGUGCAUGUGGCACCUGGUGCCAGAGGAGCAGUUCAAGAAGAGCCAGGCCAUCGUGCAGCAGUUUGGAGCCCCUGGUGGCCUCGGGGAGACCCUGCAGCAGAAACUCUUGGAGCGGCAGGAGAAGACAGCCAACUGGGUGUCCGAGUACUGGCUGAAUGACAUGUAUCUUAACAACCGUCUGGCCCUGCCAGUCAAUUCCAGCCCAGCUGUGAUCUUUGCUCAGCAGCACUUCCAAGACACCAAUGACCAGCUAAGGUUUGCAGCUAGCCUCAUCUCUGGUGUGCUCACCUACAAGGCUCUGCUGGACAGCCACUCCAUCCCCACUGACUGUGCCAAGGGCCAGCUGUCAGGGCAACCCCUCUGUAUGAAGCAAUACUAUGGACUCUUCUCUUCAUACCGGCUCCCUGGCCACACCCAGGACACACUGGUGGCUCAGAAAAGCAGCAUCAUGCCCGAGCCUGAGCAUGUUAUUGUGGCCUGCUGCAACCAGUUCUUUGUCUUGGAUGUUGUCAUUAAUUUCCGCCGUCUCAGUGAGGGGGAUCUGUUCACUCAGUUGAGAAAGAUAGUCAAAAUGGCUUCCAACGAGGAUGAACGCUUGCCUCCAAUCGGCCUGCUGACGUCAGACGGGAGGAGCGAGUGGGCCCAGGCCAGGACUGUCCUCGUGAAAGACUCCACCAACCGGGACUCCCUGGACAUGAUCGAGCGCUGCAUCUGUCUGGUGUGCCUGGAUGCCCCUGGCGGCGGGGAUCUCAGCGACACCAGCAGGGCAUUGCAGCUUCUCCAUGGUGGAGGCUGCAGCAAGAAUGGGGCAAACCGCUGGUAUGAUAAGUCCCUGCAGUUCGUGGUGGGCCGCGAUGGCACGUGUGGCGUGGUGUGUGAGCACUCCCCAUUUGAUGGCAUCGUCCUGGUGCAGUGCACAGAGCACCUGCUCAGGCACAUGAUGAAGAGCGGCAAGAAGCUGGUGCGAGCUGACUCUGUCAGUGAGCUUCCUGCCCCCAGGAGGCUGAGGUGGAAAUGCUCUCCGGAAAUUCAAGGCCACCUGGCCUCCUCAGCAGAAAAACUUCAACGAAUUGUAAAGAAUCUGGACUUCACUGUUUAUAAGUUUGACCACUAUGGGAAAACAUUCAUUAAGAAGCAGAAAUGCAGCCCUGAUGCCUUCAUCCAGGUGACCCUCCAGCUGGCCUUCUACAGGCUCCACCGGAGACUAGUUCCCACCUAUGAGAGUGCUUCCAUUCGCCGAUUCGAGGAGGGGCGGGUGGACAACAUCAGAUCAGCCACUCCAGAGGCCCUGGCUUUUGUGAGAGCCAUGAUUGACCAUAAGUCUGUCAUACCAGAUUCCAAGAAGGUGCAGCUCCUGAAGGCAGCCAUCCUAGCCCAGACCGAGUACACAGUCAUGGCUAUAACAGGGAUGGCCAUCGACAACCACCUGUUAGCACUGCGAGAGCUGGCUCGGGACCUGUGUAAGGAGCUGCCCGAGAUGUUCACAGAUGAAACUUACCUGAUGAGCAACCGUUUUGUCCUCUCCACCAGCCAGGUGCCCACAACCAUGGAGAUGUUUUGCUGCUAUGGUCCUGUGGUCCCCAAUGGGUAUGGUGCCUGCUAUAACCCCCAGCCUGAGACCAUCCUCUUCUGCAUCUCCAGCUUUCACAACUGCAAGGAGACCUCUUCUGCAGAGUUUGCAGAAGCUGUGGGAGCAAGCCUCCUUGACAUGAGAGACCUCUGUAGCACACUACAGCCAGCUGAGGACAAACCACUGGCCACGAAGUAA
Molecule: messenger RNA, 1890 nt
Organism: Castor canadensis (American beaver)
Lineage: Eukaryota; Metazoa; Chordata; Mammalia; Rodentia; Castoridae
Source: RefSeq, a predicted model, not a curated record